Puccinia triticina is the source of this 2448-nucleotide messenger RNA. RefSeq lists its product as uncharacterized. Bases 1 to 2448 code for a protein of 815 amino acids. Lineage: Eukaryota; Fungi; Basidiomycota; Pucciniomycetes; Pucciniales; Pucciniaceae. The record is from RefSeq and is a predicted model, not a curated record. The transcript is spliced from 7 exons.
AUGCCCUCCAGAAGACGAACUGGAUUUGCGCUCCGCCGGGCACCAACAUCUGUACGCAAUCGACGAGCCCCGGUAAACUUACAGACACCAAACAACAAUGAUGGAGCACGGCCACCCAUGAGAGCUGACUUACUCCUUAUCCCUCGUCGUCCUGACCAAGAUCCUCAUGUAUCACCCCCGGCCGAGCCAUACCAUGACGACUUCCAUCGUCGCGAGGAACCCAAUGAGAACGACACCCGCCUGCCUCCAGAGAUCAUCACCGAGUAUGCUAUUCAAAAGGAAAAACUCUCAGCUGCAUGGAAAUCCGUGGAAAAAUCGAUGACUGCCGCUUAUUAUACCUGCCAGUACCGAACUCAAAACUGGACUAGCUCAUUGGAAUAUCUCGACCCCCUUGACAAAUGUUUCACAGAUCAAUCCCCUGCACAGAAAAUUGAGUUCUGCUUGUGCAUCCCCGAUCCAUUGUACCAAUCCCUGUGGUAUGAGACGGCGGUGCCGUACACGUCCUUUAUCAAAGGCCUUGUAUGCCAUCAAGAAACCCGAGCCAGAAAGCCCUUGUUAGCCCGCAGUCGAUUGGGAAAUCCUCGCGAGCUGCGCACUCCUUUCUCCCAAGCUAUUGACAUCUACAGCCGCAUCCAAAUUCUUCAAAAGGAUCUCCUGAAUGUUGCGCUUCAAAUGCAAGAGAAAGACUUUUGGGCAUCCAAGUGCCCCUCUUGCUUUGGCCCCGAAAAACCAGACGAAGUCAGCCAAGUUGAUGAUGCCUAUGCCAUCAUAGCUAUGGAUGGUAAUUUUCAGCAUAGGCAUCACCAUUUUGCAAGCAAUGAUGUUCCUACCGAAAGCGACUAUCCAUCGAUAUUUAUUCCACCUUCACAAAUCAACAACCACGAGGUUCAACUUGAGUCCACUGAAGGAGAUUCUGCAGGCCUUAGGUCCACUUGCUCUGAUUCUCACAAAGCUGCAAAUGAUCUGGCACUCGAGAGCAUCGAAUCCUGUUCUGUCAAACUACAAGAAAUAUACCAGCAUUUUAAUCACUACUGUGAUGAGAACUAUACACCUCAGUUCCUCGAAGCGCAGUGGAUUGCGGAAAGGAACUACUACAGUAAUAGAGAUCAUGCGAAGGAAGAACAAAAGCUUGAGCUUGGGAGACUGUUGGUGUUGGAACAAGAUUUGAUAGAGGCCUGGGAAGAGAUACGGACACCCGAGGAGGCACUUGCGCGCCUGCGAUUCUUACAGGAAAUCCAAUCCAAGAUUGACCAGCAACGAGAGCGAGUUGGCGUGGAGGAAGUCUUGGCAGGUGUCACCGCGGAGACGCAGUCUCAGUUCCUCAAGGUGUGGUGGGCAAAAACCGAACUCAGACAAAAGUUCCUUGCUCUAGUUGAGGAAAAGAGGCCUCUUGAUGUGGUCCGAAAAGGUCUAGCUUCCAAGUUGGGGACAGACGGGAAAGAAAAAUUGGUGAUUGCAAUACGGAAGCGAACGGCAGCUUUGCAAACCGUGCUAAACACGUACAACCGACACGUAGAUGCAUUUCACCUUGCCUCGCCCCCAAUCCCAACGCUACCGCGCAUCGAGUAUGAUGAGCUAAUGAGAUUGGAAGCAGACAGCCCAUUCUGGAAUGAUGGUGUCUUCACUAACCACGAUGAGCCAUGGGCUGUUGAUGCCGACACUCAAGAUGGCAUGAGACUGCUCGCACGUCUAACCAGAGGUGAAGAAGAAGUCCAACGUAUAGGCCAAGAGAUCCGGAGAGCCACUCGUUGGGCAGUCACGGAACACAAGCGAAUUGUUCCUCUGAUGUUUGGACUCUCUUCGGAAACGGACUGGGUUUACAGUAGACUGCAGCCUGUUACGGACCAUCCGAUACUACAAUCAUUGUCAAGUGAAGACCAAAUUGACCCGAUUAAAGCCAUCCUCCACAACUAUUUCAUCGAGAUAUCCUCCCUCCAGCUGCACUGGAAUUCCAAGGUUGUGUUGCUGGUUUCGAACUCAGGACCAUAUGAGAAUGACGCCGAACUAGUAAACGAUUGGAAUGAGCAAAUAAUGCGCCUCAAUUUUUUAAAAGCAAGUGGCUACUUAUCCAUGGUUCGAGGCGAUUUUGACAAUGCCAUCGGCAACUCCUUGGACAAUGUCAAUGAAACAGUACUCCGUAACUUCCUUUCCAAAAAUGAUGCCAGCGGGGAACCAAGCAACACCCAGGAUGGACGGACUCAUGGGGAUCUUGACAACGAUGACGACGAUGACCUUCUAGCGCCAAUUGCUGAUCAGGUUGAGCUUGCGCUUGAGCAAGAGGCUUUGAACAAUGCAUUGGCCGAUGGUAAGAAAUUCCAAUGCAGCAUAUUUAACCAACAAUGGACCCACCGAGCUGAUGAUAUGUUACCACGUUGCAUCCAUCAAUUGUGUUGCAAAGAUGUUGCUGACGGAAGUUGGACAGGUCAGUUGCCUGGGCCAGCGGCAUGA